GAGAGGAGAGGCGAGGCGGGGCGGAGCGAACCGCCGGCUGCCCGCCCUCCCUCCCUGCUGCUCCCCCCGCCGCCGCCUCUCCUCUCCGGCCUCCCUGAUGCCGAGGAAUGGAUAGAGCGGCUGCCCUGCGAGCCGCCGGCAUGCUGGAGAGGAAGGAGCGGAGCGGUGGCGAGGCGGCGGCCGGCGGCGGCGCGGGGCCCCGGGCGGGCGCGGCGGCGCGGGGUUUGCCGGCCGUGCGGAGCACGCUGCAGCAGUGCGGGCUGCUGCAGGACCUCAUCGACAUCUCGCUCUCCAACCUGCGCGGGCUCCGCACGAAGUGCGCCGCGUCCAACGACCUCACCCAGCAGGAGAUCCGCACCCUGGAGGUGAAACUGAUUGACUACAUCCACAGACAACGGCAGUGUAAGCUGAGUGUGCCCCUGAAUGACAGGACAGCAGAGCUCAACAGCUACCCAAGAUUCAAUGACUGGUUAGACAUUGUCAAUGUGAGGAAAGAAGUUGUACAGAGAAUACCAGAGGAGCUAACCUUAGAUGCCUUACUAGAAAUGAAUGAGUCAAAGGUGAAAGAAACAAUGAAGAGAUGUGGUGCCAGAGAUGAGGAGUGCUCCAGACUCAAUGGGGCACUGAGCUGCUUACGGAAGGUGACUGAAUCAGGUGGGGAGUUAAAAGAUGAUGUGCUGAUGAAUCUUUCUGAGGCACGCCGAGAGAACAGCUCUACAAACACGAUCGAAUCCCCCUGCUCCUCUGCGCCCACAUGGACUCCCUCUGCACUGCACCUUCCUAAGGGCAACAGCCAGCAGGCACGCUCCGUGUCAGUAUCUACAAUCCCAUCCUCAGAUUCUCUUGCCUCAAGUCAUGGACCUUCUAUCUAUGCAGAAAACCUCCUGGACCCUUUUGCAUUCCCCGCACACAGUGGAAGGUUAACACCAAGGACUCCUCACAGCAUCACCAUCACUCCACCAACCACUCCUCAAGCCAAGAGACGGCAUAAGUUGAAGCCACCACGGACUCCUCCUCCCCCUUGCCGGAAGGUGUUUCAGCUGCUACCUAACUUUCCAACCCUCACAAGGAGCAAGUCCCAUGAAUCACAGUUGGGAAACAGGAUAGAUGAAGUUCCUCCAAUAAAGUUCGAACUCUCCCAAGGAUCCCCUCAAACGGUACGAAGAGACUUUGGCCUAGCUGUAACACACAGGUUCUCUACAAAGUCUUGGUUAUCUCAGAUUUGCCAAGUCUGUCAGAAAAGCAUGAUGUUCGGGGUGAAGUGUAAGUACUGCAGAUUAAAAUGUCACAACAAAUGUACUAAGGAGGCACCUGCUUGUAGAAUAUCCUUCCUUCCCAUAACAAAAAUAAGAAGAACAGAGUCUGUCCCUUCUGAUAUCAAUAAUCCAGUAGACAGACCAACAGAACCACAAUUUGGAACUCUUCCCAAGGCACUAACUAAAAAGGAGCAUCCACCAGCAAUAAAUCAUCUGGACUCUAGCAGUAAUCCUUCUUCUACAACCUCAUCCACACCAUCUUCUCCAGCACCUUUCCAGUCUUCCAACCCUCCCAGUGCAACACCUCCCCCAAACCCAUCUCCUAUGGGCCAGAGAGAUGGACGAUUUAACUUCCCAGCUGCCUACUACAUUCAGCAUAGACAACAAUUUAUCUUCCCAGAAAUUCCCAGUCCUGCGCAAAUAGCACAGCCUCCAGAAACAGCUGCAGACACUAAUGCUGAUCAACAGCCAGACACAGAUGGAGUUGAAUGUGAAGCAGAGGUGGAAGAACCGGAGACUAAUAAAUCAGAACCUGAAGAUGAUGAGGAUGAGGUGGAAGAUUUGCCAAACAGACGGCCACACUUGCAAGGGAUGAUUUAUCGCAAACCUAGCCAGACCAGCGUCUACCUGCAGGAAUGGGACAUUCCCUUUGAACAGAUUGAACUGGGGGAUCCUAUUGGCCAAGGACGAUGGGGGAAGGUUUACAAGGGAAAAUGGCAUGGGGAAGUGGCCAUCAGGCUGUUGGAGAUAGACGGGAACAAUCAGGAUCAUCUCAAGCUCUUUAAAAAGGAGGUGAUGAACUAUAGACAGACCCGGCAUGAGAACGUAGUACUCUUCAUGGGAGCAUGCAUGAACCCUCCUCAUUUAGCAAUCAUUACCAGCUUCUGCAAAGGAAGGACGCUUCACUCAUUUGUAAGGGACCCCAAGAUAUCCCUGGAUAUUAACAAAACCAGGCAGAUAGCACAGGAGAUCAUUAAGGGCAUGGGGUAUCUUCACGCAAAGGGGAUUGUACAUAAGGAUCUGAAAUCCAAGAAUGUUUUCUAUGACAAUGGGAAAGUUGUGAUCACUGACUUCGGAUUAUUUGGAAUUUCGGGUGUGGUUCAGGAAGGAAGGAGGGAGAAUGAAUUGAAGCUGCCUCAUGACUGGUUAUGCUACCUGGCCCCUGAAAUUGUUCGUGAGAUGGCCCCUGGGAAAGACGAAGACAAGUUGCCUUUCUCCAAAGCUGCAGAUAUCUAUGCCUUUGGGACUGUGUGGUAUGAGCUCCAAGCAAGAGAAUGGCCUUUCAAGAACCAGCCUGCAGAGGCGCUCAUCUGGCAGAUCGGAAGCGGUGAAGGAGUGAAACAAGUCCUUGCAACUGUUAGUUUGGGGAAAGAAGUCAACGAAAUUCUCUCAGCGUGCUGGUCAUUUGAUCUCAGUGAGAGACCUAGCUUCACUGUCCUCAUGGAUAUGCUUGAAAAACUGCCAAAAUUGAAUCGUCGGCUCUCCCACCCAGGGCAUUUCUGGAAGUCUGCUGAGUUGUAGCUACUGGUGCAAUAAUGGGCUCCACCUUGCAUGCUUCCAUGUGUUGUAUCCUAACCGGCAACUUGGACAAUCACCUUCCAUUUAAAAAAGCAAAAACAAACCACGAAAUUAACCCAUGGACAUAAUCAACACUUUAUCCGAAUUCUCCUUUUCUGCCUUUUUCCGCUUGGUGUGGGCUGUUAGCUUGAAUAACAACUCCUGUCUGCAAGAAGUUACUGUCUAACAACGUGGCCAUCUUUCACUUCUGAAGCAUUUCAGCAGGCUGUAACUUCCUCCUGGAAAGGGUCUAGUGAUCUGCUCUCUAAGUAACCAGGUGCAAGCAACAGCAAGUGCUGUGUGUCCUGCCCAGCAGGUUGGGGGUUUUCCUGAAAGUGGUGUGACUUGUGCAUGUUCUGCAAGUCCCGCGAGGCAGAGGGGUGCAGUCUCCUAGCUGCAGUCUGAGAUUAUGCCUGUCAUCCUUAGUGCUGGCCUGUGGCUUUGUGACUGAAGGUAACAAGUACGUUUUCACAGGCACAUCGGAUGACUGACUGAACACUCCACUUGCACUGCAAACCAACAAGAGUUAAGGGCCAGAUUGUGCUGGUUCUCCCUUGGGACCAGAGCCAGCAUUGAAGCCAGGGUCAAUUCUGUCAGGGGCUGGAUGAAGCUGGUACAGUUCUUGAGUGGAAAGAAGGAUGGUCCUUGCUCUGCUGGGAGCAGAUCGCAGUCCCUUAGCCUACCAGGGACCAGGCCACAAGUGGUGUCCAGAACUAGCCCAUGUGGGUCAGCUGGGAUCAGCCACAAUGCAAUGUAAAAGAGGAGGAAAGCAAGAGCACCCUUCAGUUCCUCCUCCCCUUGCAAAUCUAGUGCUUUGAAUUUUAUGAUUUGCUUCUGUUUACAUCCCCUGUUCAGCAAAAUGUCUGACUUAACGUUAGGGGCUUUGCAGAUUUGUAGGUAACACAGCAAAUAUGUGCCUUUUUUUUAGAAAAGGUCUUUUUUCAUUCUUUACUGAUUCAUGGUUUUGAAAAAAUACCUUGCUUCGGAGAGGAGAAGAUAGGGACAGAGGAGAAUAUGCACCAAGAACCAGGGAGGCUUCUACUGUCUUCAGUGAGGACAAAUACACCCACCUACUCAUUCUCUCAGAAAGUCUGCUGCAAGAGCUCACUUAUUCAGGCUCUCUGCUUUGCUGUCACCUGAGUGUGUGUGUGUGUGUGUGUGUAGGAAGGCAUUUUGAAGUGAAAAUAUUUCUAGCUAUGCUAACACUUUAAGAGUGAAGGAAAAAGACAUCUUUAUGCACUUGCUACAGUCUAUAAAGAGGAGCAAACGGGUUCGAGUUUGUUCUGUUGGAGUUUUUUUAAUCGAUUGAUGUACCUUGUCAAAACACCCCUUUCUCUUAAAAAGAAAAUUCUGUAAGUAAUUUUUUCCUUCCCUUCUACUUCAAGGAACUAAGUGCCCAUUGAAAACAAGUGUUGGGCUUCUACCCACCUUAGGUACUUAUGAAAACCUCCUGUUUCUCCAAUUUGAGGCAAAUCAGAUUUGUGCUGUACGUUUCCACUGAUGAGGUUAGCAUGAAUAAGUUCACGUGUUUACUGCUUAAUUACUUAAGCUUCUUUUCUGGGUGAUCUGAAGUUGUAUGAGAUCAGGAUCUAACCCAUUUUAGUUCCUUUUAUAGGACUGUGGCUUUGUAAGAAAAAUUAAAAAUAAAUAACUUUCCCCUCCCUUCUCCUCUCCCUCCCCACUCUUUUCAGCAUUAACAGUAGCAAAGUUGUCCUGCGUUUUGAAAGAUUUGGCUUGGGAAUCCUGGAACCAAGUAAUCAAAAGAUAUAGCAUGGUGUGUAAUUGUCUUGUGAUAAUGUUGUCUGCCUACUUACACAAAGCAUCAGAAAUCUUCACUGAAUCUACCAAGCUAUGAAACUGGUGCAGCCACAGCUGAAAGCCGCACGACCAUCAGUUCACAGUCCUGUGUUGUUCAUAAAGUCUGAAUUCUGCCUGAGCACCAGCGGUUAUUUAAAGAAUGUUUACAUGAUACUUUUGUGUGAACUAUAUUUUUUUAAACAUAAUAAACAGUGAAUCAAGUUUAACUACAGCCAUUCUCAAAUAGCACUGAAAAAAGAACUAUUUCUAGUUCCUUCUUGUGUCUAUGGUAAAUAGGAGCUAUCUUCUGCCUUCAAAGCAUUCGUUUUCCCCAAGAGAAAUGGAACUGGCUUGUUUCAGAAUGGCAAUGCACCUAGUACAAGGGGUUGGAGUUUGAGAUUGCAUUUUUCUUUCAUUAAGGUAAAAAUCUAUUGCACUGUGAUUUGCCCAAACCAAUCACUGAGCUCUGAGGUUUGCUUCAGCAGGGUUGGUCCAAGCUCUGGGUUACCUUGACUUAAGUUACACUAGUACAAAUCUACUUCUGAUAGGAGAGUUUCUAAUCCUGUAAGCUGUGUCUCAGACUCAAGCGCUCUUCUACACAGAACUCACAAUAAAAGCUGCUUGUUCUCCUACAGUCCUGUAGGAAGCUUAAGACUUGCUGGCCUUUGAAGAAAAGAAAACCAAAACCCAAACAUGACUUGUUCUAGCUCCGCACACAGGGGCCAAGUUCUUCUUUUGAAGUUUUGAGCACAACACGUUCUAGCCCCUAAACUAGCAGCAUUUCUAGAAAUACAACAGUGACCGACCAGACUUGACUCUUACUGCCCCAAUCACCAUUUCAUUUGUAGAAGAAAAGACAUUUUCCAGAGCUGCAGGGAGAGGCAAGGCAAGGGAAAAAGCCAUCCCUAAACGAUGCAUGAAAUAAGGUCUUGAUGCACUGAGCUUGUUAAGAAGAGAUUCAAAGUCAUUCCUCCUGCCCCCCCCCCCCCCCCCCCCCCAGUGUUGCUGGCUCCUAUAGCCAGUCGCAUUUAAGUUUGUAAGCAAGCUGUUUGUUUUAAAAAAUUUAGGACUAAAGCAGUUGUUUGGGGGAAAACUAAGAGUGACAGAAAUCUUGCAACCAGGAAAGUUAUAUCUUGGUCUAGAGGACCUGACUCAACCCAACAGCUCAGACUUGUUUCAAAGGUGAAUUUUAAGACAACAACCACCCCCCACACCCCCUCUCCAAUGUGUAACGUGCAGGUUAUAAAGAAUACAUCUGAUUACCGCAUUUAAGGUGACAGAUGCAUUAUCCCACUGCAAGUGAACUGCAGGCAGCAUUAGCAAAGGCUCCUUCGUGCUUCCCUUUCAUAUUCCUCUGCCUUCUGCCAGCCAGGGAAGUAGGAGAACCCUCAUUACACAAUACACCUUCAGAUCCUUUCUGGCCUCAUAGUGCUUCGUUUUGUUGAGAUGGUUCAUAAGGGCUCCCUGGAAGCCAAAUUUCAUUUCUCCAACGGUACUAGUACAUUACACACCCCACUCUAUUCCUUUCACUGUCAUCACAAGGGCUUGACAUGAGGAUCACAGAGUGGAGCUCUGAAUUCCUCUGUAAGGCAGGCAAAGGGACAGGCACGCAGUUUGGCUACUUACAGGUGGCUGACUUCUGUAGAAAAUUACAUGGCAAAGAAAAUUCCUGAGUUCUGUUGAGCAGAGAGCUUCACUCCUACUAUGUGCAAGUCAGUUAUAUUCUCUUACAAAUAUUUUUGAUAGAGUGACUUUUAAAAUGUGUCGCAGAUAUAAAAGAAAAAAUUGGUUUGGUGGUAGCCAAGCGUGGCAUCGUGGUACUCUCUUGACCUCCUUCCUCUCCCCCACCUUUAUAAAGCAAAUAAAUCCCCUCCAACUAUACCAUGUAUUUAACCUACACCACUUGCUUCUCUUCAAGACUUGCUACUGUUUGUUCUCUCACAGUAAUUUUGUGUCAGCAGUUUUGAGCAGAAGUUGUUUUCCCAGCAAGUACUGCUUAAAUAACUACAGCACAACACAAACCUAAAGCGUGGAGAAAUGUGCUGCUUUGCACCGGUAACAUUACAAACCCAUCGGCCGAAACCCUCCGUAGGCUUCACUGUGCAUCUUGCCUUAGAGAAGAGCCGAAGCUGCUGCUGGAUGCAAAUUGUUGCUCUGUAGCCUGCAGUGCUGAACAGCCCUUCAGCUAACUCUGCAUCUGAGGGUGGCAGCAGCCUUGGUGUGCUCCUCACUAUUUAUUUCUGCCAUCUGUGUGCAUAAAACAGGUCCCAAAAGCUGGGACACGCAGAACUUCUCAGUGUGGGAACCAGUGGCCCAACUUGAAAACAGACAGGGGCUCCUUGCCUGUUCAUCAGCAGUAAUGCUGCUGUGCAAAUGUGCAAGAACUACGCUGGGAAAGCAAUAUAUUCUCAAUUUUUUUUCUAAUAAGAUGACUGGCUAGGAGGACAGCCAGCACCGGAUGACCAGCCAGAUUAAAACAAAAAAAUUAAGAAAAAAAACCAAGAAAACUUAUCAACCAUUUGUCCUUCCUACGACUGCCCUCAGGUGCAAUUCAAACACUGUCUGCGAAGACUUUCCAGACACAGAGCUGCAUUGCCCCUUGCUUUUAGGCAGGCCUUCCUCGCCUGUUUCAGCAGGGCCACUUGCCUAGAACCCAACGUCCUUUCGUGCGCACUUUAAAGCGUGCUGAACGCUAAUGGGAGACUGAUCCCCUGCUGAGCACUGCCCAGUGGUGCCCCGCUGGGAAUACUGCCCUACUGCUCCAGUCCUGGGUUUCAAAACCUGCCUUUAAUCAUGAGUUUUGGGAUUAUAAUUCAACCUGACCUUGGUUUUGUGUUUAACACCCAUAAAUUGCUCUUGAAAGCAAAACCCAGCCUCCUGGACCCAGUAUAUCCGAGAGGAGAGACUUGGUCACUGUCUCUGGGAUGAUUUUUGUUUUAAUCAGCUGGUGUAAGACGCAUGGCAAUCGACCGAAACCGGUGGGGUUGUACAGCUGUGAAGAGAGUGGAGCUCUCUUGUCCCUCAACAUGUUGCAAACCAAGCGACAGUCGUUAGGUUGCAUUGUUUUGUGGUCACACGUACUGUCUCCUUGUGUGCUGGUGUAAGGGCGUGAAGCACGGUAAGCCUGUACCAAUUUAAGAGUUGUAAAUGUGAAGCUGGCUGUACAAUGCUGCUACAAAAGCCACACGUCAGUAGUGAAUGUAAAUGGAGUCUGUAAUAUGGUGAAAAUGGACACGUUUUCUUUUCAAAUGUGAUGUAAACUUUGUACAGUAAAGAAUUUUUUUUAUAUUUUCUAUCAACUGAGUGUCUUCCAGAAUUGCUAUUAAAUUAAUUAAAAAUUGUUAGUAUUAACAACAGUUUCUGUAUUAGUUUAUGCAACCAGCAAAAAAAAGAAAAAAAAAGAGUGCACUCCAUGCUAAUGAAAUUCUGGAUAUGUAGGAAUCUUUUCGGUGAAUAAAUCUUUGCUCUGGAUAAA
Messenger RNA from Aquila chrysaetos chrysaetos, 8085 nucleotides. It is a transcript of the gene KSR1, whose product is annotated as kinase suppressor of ras 1. Bases 108 to 2777 code for a protein of 889 amino acids. Gene Ontology annotation, cellular component: endoplasmic reticulum; cytoplasm; membrane. The transcript is spliced from 20 exons. Gene Ontology annotation, biological process: protein phosphorylation; Ras protein signal transduction. Gene Ontology annotation, molecular function: ATP binding; protein kinase activity. The record is from RefSeq and is a predicted model, not a curated record. NCBI's taxonomy places the organism in Eukaryota, Metazoa, Chordata, Aves, Accipitriformes, Accipitridae.